Aspergillus puulaauensis is the source of this 1113-nucleotide messenger RNA. RefSeq lists its product as uncharacterized. The coding region runs from base 1 to 1113 and encodes 370 amino acids. NCBI's taxonomy places the organism in Eukaryota, Fungi, Ascomycota, Eurotiomycetes, Eurotiales, Aspergillaceae. The record is from RefSeq and is a predicted model, not a curated record. The transcript has 3 exons.
AUGGCUCCUCGACGCGGUGGCGGCGGUGGAUCUUAUAGCAGCUCGCGCAUAUCAUGCGAUAGCGAUGCCUUUUCGGACGAACAGUCCAGAGUCGCCAUUGCCUUUGCUGCUCUGUGGUUUGUCGUCGCUGUGGUUUUGUUCUUCACUGCCACGCGGCGCUUUGGUCUGAACAAGAAACAAGGAAGUCCUGUCGUCGGCAGCGUCUUCCUGGGCUUCUCUAUGUUCUUCGCCUUAGGGACCCAUCUCACCAAUAUCAUAGUCACGGCGAUGACCCAAUGCGGCACCGGGACCUCCUACAAUUACGUAGCCCUCAUCGUCUACAACUGGCUCUCUCACGCGUCACAGUUCAUUCUGACGGCCUUGAUCAUGACAAUAAUCUGCCGCAAACUCCAAAGCGACUUUGCACGCGUCCAGCCGGCUAUCCUGACUCUCCAGACCGUGUGGGUUGCCAUCCUCGGGGCCCUCCUCGUCUCGCUGCUGUCCAUGAUAACGGCCACAUACCACUACUCGUACUCAGACGAUGCAGAUCCUUACAAGAUCUAUGACCUCGAAAAUCCGAUCCGGGGUAUCCAGACGACAUAUUACACUCUCGCCGUCCUCGGACUCCUCAUCGCGUCGGCGUCCAUGCUGAAGGCGCUCUUCAGCGCCCCGGCAUAUCUCCGCAAAGGGCCCAUCGCAACCUGGGUCCCCAUCCUUGCCUUAUCCGCCAUCGGCUACUCCGCAGCUUCUCUCGGCAUCCACAUCCAAUCCGCAUUCUUCGUCUCAAGCGCAACCAUGACCUCGAGCAAAUACAUCAGCUAUGUCCACGGCCAGCAGGCCGGUGGGUUCCUGGUCUGGUUCUUUUUCUUCCUCGCGUUUUAUGCGGCUCUCAAGAUUGCUAGCUAUCGUUCUCAGUCUGGUGUUGUCCACGCGGCUCCUCAUACCAGUAUGAAUCCCGCGGUGCCUACUCCGCAUGCGCAGCAGAGCAAUACCCUGAACCAUGGCUAUGAUUCGCAUCUGAACUACAAUGCGAAUGGGUACCAACAGAGUCAAAGCCAGAGUCAGAACCAGAACCAGUUUGGGGGAUACCAGCCGAAUCAGGGGUAUGGCGGUAACCACCCGGUGAGGUACUAA